AUGUCAAGUCAAAAACCACUAGAUUCAAAUCUAUCCCAACAUAAUAACAAUGAAACUGAUAAUUCACAAAAUGUCAUCGCUAACGAUAUCAAUUCAAAUUCAUCCCACGAUGAUCCCCCAAAACCUAAAAGAACAAGAAAAUUCGAUAAAAGAAGUAGGAGUGGUUGUUUAACUUGUAAAAAGAGAAGAGUUAAAUGUGAUGAAUUCCAUCCUAAAUGUAAUAAUUGUGCUCGAUUGAGAUUAGAUUGUAAUUAUGGGAUUAAAUUAUUAUGGGAAGAUGAAGCCAUAGCAAAGGGGAUUUCAUUUGGUCGGUCCAAACAAAAUAAAUUAAUAAGACAACAACAUUUAAAACAAAAUCUUGAACCAAAUGAAUCAAAAUUAUUAACCUUAUCAGAAAUGAUAUUAAAUAAUGAAUCUGUUAAAUGGGUUAAAAGUUCAAAUGAUGGAAAUUUAUUCUUGAACACGACUUAUAAGGAUUUUACUAAAAUAUUCGAUAUGAUAACCAAAGAUGAUUUACAAUUGAAAAAGUAUAAUGAUACUAAUAUAAUUAUCAAAUCAGAAUUUGAUAAUAAUAGCAUAAAUGGUACUAAUCAGGUCAAUGAUAGGAAAAUCAUAAUAUCAGUUAAUGAUAAUCAUAUAAAUCAAUUGAGUAUAAAUCAUACCAAUAAUUUAAUUAUUCAUAAUCCUCAAUUGGCAGUACCGACAGGUUAUAUUCAACAACAGCAUACUCCUAUGGUUAAACUUGAACCUGAAGAUGAGCCAUCAUUAUUAUUAUCAUCUGAACCUUUCACGCCAAAUCAAAUCUCCAUGGAGUCAACUAUUCCAUCUUCAUAUAGUGAAACAAGUAGUGUGACACCAUCUAUACCAAAUAAUUUUGAAAUAGCAUUCAAUUUCGACGAAUAUUUCGGUCGAACAUUCGCCAAUAAUAAUAUCAAUCCCUUUAAUCCCGAAUUUUAUCAAAAUAAUGUUAAAUUAGAACAUGAAGUGUUCAAUUAUUUCAUUGAAGGUAUAUGUCCAGGUUGUAUAUGUUAUCCAAGAGGAAUUGAAGGUAAAAGUGGAUUAAUUCCUGCUCCUACAGUGGGAGUUAAUUCUGAUCUAAAUCCAUACCUUUAUUUACUUGUCCCAUUAGCUCAAAAAUCAGAAUUACUUUAUAAAACUUUAGUGGCGGUGGCUUCUAAACAAUUAUCAUUAUUAGGGAAUACUAAAUUUGAAUACUUAUGUCGUAAUUACACUUCAGAGAUUUUGCUGACUUUACCAUCAUUAAUUAAAGAAAAACAAUUAACUAAAUCAAAUGAUUGGGAUGAAGUUUUAGCUACGGUGUUAAUGUUAUGUUUUACUGAUAUUUCAUCAAGUUGUGGUGAUUCAUGGUUAAUUCAUUUAAAUGGUGCCAAAGAAUUUUUAAAAGAUUUCUCCAUUCGAUCAAAUAUAACUCCUAUUGCUAAGUUCUUUAUACGAUAUUUUAUAUCUCAUGAAGUUAUGGGAGAAACAGCCUGGUUUCAAAAUAAAAUUGUUGAUGAUGAUGAUUUCUUAAGAGAUUUAAAGAAUGACGAUGAUGAAAGAAUUGAUUUAAUCAUUGGCGCUUCGCCACAUUUAAUUUCCAUUAUAAAUCAAAUUUCAAAAUUAGGUGAUUCUUAUGAAAGUUAUGAAAUUCAUCAAAUUAAUGAUCCUGAAUUCAUAAAACUUCAAAAUCAUGUAUUAGAAGAACGUGAUAAAUUAGAAGUUAAAUUAAAUAAUUUACAUCAAUUUUUAAAAUUAAGUGAAUUAGAUGAUCAUUCUCAACAAAGUAUUUUAAAAAUUUCUGAAAUUAAGAAAUUCGCUACUUUAUUAUACUUACAUGCCAGAAUUGAUUUAGAAUAUCUUUAUUUGAAUCAUAGUCGAAAAGAUGCCAAUGGUAACACUAUCAUGGAAGAAACUAGUAAAUUACCAAAAGUUUAUAGUAAAAGAAUGAAAAAGGUUAAGGAAAUAACCAAAAAGUUAAUGGUUAUGAUUGAAUCAUUACCAAUCUCGAUGUCAUUAUUAUGGCCAUUAUUUGUCAUGGGAAUAGUGGCGGUUGAAAAUGAAGAACAAAGGUGGUUUGUCCUUCGUAGGUUAAUUGAUAUGGAAAGAAUUAGAGAAUUGGCAAGUGUUAAAAUUGCUAGAAGAGUGGUUGAAAGUGUAUGGAGAGAAAAGGAUCUAAAUUGUUUAAAUAAUAGGUGGAGAGAUAUGAUUAAGGGGAAAGCUAAUACUAUUAGUUUAGCUUAA
Molecule: messenger RNA, 2241 nt
Organism: Scheffersomyces coipomensis
Lineage: Eukaryota; Fungi; Ascomycota; Pichiomycetes; Serinales; Debaryomycetaceae
Product: Zn(II)2Cys6 transcription factor
Exons: 1
Coding region: 1-2241 (746 amino acids)
Biological process (GO): positive regulation of transcription by RNA polymerase II
Cellular component (GO): nucleus
Molecular function (GO): zinc ion binding; DNA-binding transcription factor activity, RNA polymerase II-specific; transcription cis-regulatory region binding
Source: RefSeq, a predicted model, not a curated record